AUCCAAACAUAAAAAAUGAAGCGUUGUUUUAAAAUUUUAGCUUUAAAAUAAAAUUACGCAACGUUAAAAAUCUUUUUUUGACGUCAAACUUAAAAUUAAUUUUGGUGUAAGUUUGGGUGAAAGUUUGCAUAACUGGUUAUGUUUUAGAUUAGUAACUUUUACGUUGGUAGAAACUAUUUACUAUGGAAACCAUUUCUGAACUUGAUCUCUAUGAACCCAAUGGGCCUAUACUGGGUGGAAAUGGUUACAUUCCAGCUCAAACCCAACGCAAAGCAUACCAAGAUUUAUACGAAACUCCACAAACAAAAAUUGCUUGCAUUCGUUCGCUUCGAAAUCUAAUCGAAGAAAAGCAGGAAGAAAAUAACUUUGACGAGCACUCGGACGCUUUUUUGCUAAAAUUUUUAAGACACCGUAAGUUUGACGUCAAUGAUGCAUAUCAUUUACUGGAACGUUACUAUACCAACCGCGAAGCAAAACCAGAAAUAUUUCGAAAUUUAACUAGAAAAAACAUUCGAAAAACCUUAGAACAAGGUAUUGUUUGUGUUUUACCUCAACGUGAUCAGCACGGAAGAGUACUUAUAAACUUUGAUCUCAGAAAAUGGGAUUUUAGCGUUCCAUGGCAUUUCGACAAACUUUUGAGAGUAUGGGUUUAUACAUUGACAAAGUUGUUUGAAGUUGACGAAACUCAAAUCAAUGGAAUAGUAAUUAUUUGCGAUUUGAGACAACUUAGUGUACUACAAACCAAAAGUUUAAGAUCAAGUAUGCUUAAAAAAGUCAUUGACCUAUUUCAAGACAACUUUCCGUUUCGUCUUAAUGCAGUUCAUUUAUUAAAUCCAAGUUGGCACUUCAAACUUCUUUGGAAAAUGAUAAAUGUAUCUGCGUUCAUUAAACCCAAAUUAGCCGAACGUCUGUUUGUUCACGAUGGCGAUUUGUCAAUUUUUAAUAACGAAUUUCCAGUAAAAUACUUACCAAAAGAAUUAGGAGGAGAGGUUGUGUAUGAUAACAACAUUUGGGUGAAAGAACUAUUAGAACCUGAAAAAUCUGAACAGGUCACUCAGUUGCAGACAUCAGCUCACAUUCAAGCGCUAAACAAGAAAAAAAAGUUUUCUUUUAGCGGCACUAAAAGAAGUACAGCAUCGUAUAAUACAGCAAAAAAAAUUUAAUUCAAAAUGAUUUUAUUCUUGUAAUAAUAAAAAUUUAAUUUCCAAUGA
Molecule: messenger RNA, 1211 nt
Organism: Hydra vulgaris (swiftwater hydra)
Lineage: Eukaryota; Metazoa; Cnidaria; Hydrozoa; Anthoathecata; Hydridae
Product: retinaldehyde-binding protein 1
Cellular component (GO): membrane
Molecular function (GO): phosphatidylinositol bisphosphate binding
Source: RefSeq, a predicted model, not a curated record